Molecule: messenger RNA, 2895 nt
Organism: Tripterygium wilfordii
Lineage: Eukaryota; Viridiplantae; Streptophyta; Magnoliopsida; Celastrales; Celastraceae
Product: zinc finger BED domain-containing protein RICESLEEPER 2-like
Exons: 2
Coding region: 1702-2781 (359 amino acids)
Molecular function (GO): DNA binding
Source: RefSeq, a predicted model, not a curated record
UGGGCCCAAGCCCGGCCCGAAAAAUCACUACUCUCUUUCUCAGAACUUUGAACUGGACAGAGAACAAUCUAUCUAUGCUUCUUUCUGCACCUCUACAUACUAGUACAGUCUACCUAAUGCACUGCCUAUUUCAUGUUUUUGCCCGUUGCAACUGAAGAUUUACAAAUCGACUACAGUCUACAGACAGAGACAGUCUACAAAUUAUAAUUUACAAAUCAUUCAGUCAUUCAAAAUGAAAAUUCAAAUUUACAGUAGACUAGUAGAUAGAGUACAAGUCAGUCUUGAUUCUCCUACUUUGCAGAAUUGCAUGUUGCCGUUAAACUGUUUAAGUCUUUAAGAAAUUCAACCAUUGCCCUUGCCCAGUUGCCCGUUGGUUCAUCAACUUUCAACCUACAAAUACCCCUUACUCAUUCAGUCAUUCUUCACAAAGACACAAAUCAAUCUAACAAAUCACAAGUACUUGCACUAGUAUUUUUGCAUCUUGCAUUCUUGUGAGCUUUGAUAUUCUGAUAUACUGGUUCUAGUAUUGUUGCUCACUUCCUCUCAAAUUGAACUAGAUCCAGAAGGACCAAAUCUCACCACACUGGUUCUGAGUCUUUUGAUUUCUGCGACUCUGCCUGACUAAGUGACUGUCUUUCGUGGUCUCGCACUCUCGCCCCUCGGAGCUCUCUCCACGACUCCACCGGUACCACCGCAUCACUCCACGAGUCCACUAGUUUACAUACCCGUGCACGAUUUUGAGGAUCUGUCUUCGACUCUUCGCCUCUUCGGUUCAUUAAGUUCAACAAUCAAUAGUUCAACUCUUAUCUAAGAGUCAUCAAUCAUAACAUCCUCAAAUCCUAUUGGUUGGGUUGAAGUGAAUUGCAAUUUGUACGAGCACUAUUGGCAAUUUGGCAACUCAUAUUCAACUUAUUGUGAAGAAUUGAAUUCUUUGGGUAAUUUCUUAUUUAUAAUUUAUUGCACCUUUAAUUUGCAUUAGUAUGGACCAUACUUAUAAUGUUGAUAACCCUUCGAUUGCUACCACUAUUGAUGAGGAGGAUGUUAUUGUGAGGGAAUUCAUAGGAUCUCCAGGUACUCAAAUUCCAAAUGAGUCUACUUUUGCUGGUACAACUAGAAGUGUUAAAACUCAAAAGCCACCUAGUGAUGCAUGGAGAUUUUUUGAAAGAAUUAUAAUUACAAAUCCUAAUAAUGUGAAAGUAGUGAAAGCAAAAUGUUUAACAUGUGGUAAGUUAUUAAGUGGUGCAUCUAGUGGAGCUACUAGUCAUUUGAUACGUCAUUUUGAUAAAUGUAGACAAAAUAGUAAUGUAGAUAUUAGAACACAAAUGCAAUUAAAUAUAGAUCCAACUGGAAAUGUAGCUAAUUUUCAAUAUGAUGAAUCACGUGCACGUGAAGAGGUAAUAGAUUAUAUGAUUAGGGUCGAGCAACCAUUUACUUUUGUUGAAAAACAUGAAUUUACUGGUAUGAUUCAAAGGGGCAUCAAUCCUCAAUAUCAUGGUUUUUCUGCUACAACUGCGAAAAGAGAUACUAUAAAUCAAUUUCAAAGUAGAUUACUUGAAUUGAAGAAUUUUUUUAUUAAUUUUGAUGGAAAAAUGUCUUACAUCUGAUAUAUGGACUUCUGUCCAAAAAAUGAGUUAUUUAUCAUUGACAACCCAUUAUAUUGAUAAUGAAUGAAAUUUUAAUAAAAAAAUUAUUAGUUUCAAAAUGUUAGAAUCCCCUCAUACUGGAUUCUCGAUAUCGAAUUUAAUUCUACAAGAACUUGAAUACUUAGGCAUUAGUAGCAAAAUAUUUUCUAUUACACUAGAUAAUGUUAGUAAUAAUGAAGUUGCUCAAAGAACAAUGAGACGCUAUCUUACGCUACCUGUAGGUGAAAACUUAUUUCAUGUUCAUUGUUGUGCUCAUAUUUAUAAUUUGAUAGUUCAAGAUGGUUUACACGUUUUACAUAACUCGAUUGAAGUAAUUAGAGAUAUUGUACUAUGCAUUAAUUCAUCUGUUUCCAGAUAUGAAAUGUUUAAAAAUUGUUGUGUAAAAUUACACAUGAAGAGGAGAAACAUUCCACUAGAUGUGCCUCAUAGAUGGAACUCAAUAUAUUUACUAUUAAACGUGGCAAUAACAUAUAGGAGGGUUGUAGAUUUAUUUUGCGAAGAAAUGAAAGAAAAAUAUGGUAAUUCAAAUUUACAAGUACCUAGUGAUUAUGAUUGGGCAAUUGCUGAAGUUAUUAGAGAUUUUUUAGAUGUUUUUCAUACUGCUACUAAGAUAUUUUGUUCAAUUUAUUAUCCUACAUCUAGUCGAGUGCUUAUGCAAUUAACACAUAUUUGUAUGACAUUUGAUAAAUAUUCACAAUUUGUUGCUUUUAAAAAUGCUUUGGUGGCAAUGAGAGAAAAAUUUUCAAAAUAUUUUGAUCCUUUACCAAUUUUAUUUAGUAUUGCUGUGGUUAUAGAUCCUAGGUGCAAGAUUGAAGUAUUAGAAGUAUGGUUAGAAACAUUAUAUGCUAAUGAUCCAGAAAAAGUCAAAACACAAAUAAACGAAAUAAAUAAUUGUUUGACUCAAUUGUAUGAUGAAUACAAAAAUCAACUAGGAGAGCAUAGGACACCACAAAAUGUCACUGGUUCGAGUUCUUCUUCCUCGUCUUCGUCUAGAUUCUUAGGAGGAUUUCAAUUGCUAAAAAGUAGACGAACUCACUCAUCUACAUCAUCUAGUGGGUCAACUUCUGAAUUAAAAAUGUAUCUUGAUCAAUCUGUGAUUGAUUUUGAUCCUAAUCCUAAUUUUGAUAUAUUAGCCUAGUGGAGGGUACAACAGGGCAGGUACCCUUUACUCUCCAAAAUGACCCGUGAUAUACUAACCGUUCCAGUUUCGACCGUAGCGUCAGAAGCAGCUUUUAAUGCAGGUGGGAGAGUU